AUCCCACCCCCGAUCCGCACGGCUCCAUUAUCCCGGCGACACCGUCGCCGCGCCGAGGGAAGUAGGGAACCGUCUCGCGGGUCUCGCAUCUGAAGCGGCGUACCGGUCCUUCCCCGCCUCCCUGCCUCACCCCCUACCGUCGGCGACCCGGCGAAGCUAGGCUUGCCGCGAGACGACAGCAAACACGGCGUGGACACAUCGGACACGAGAGUCAUGUCAUCAGGAGCAGGUUCCAGUGGAACUGGGCGAGGUCGUGGUUCCUCCUUGGCAGACAAUAAACCAGACAGUAAAGAAGCUAAGCCAAAUCCAAAGAUGUCGAAAGCUUUAGGAACGUCCGCUAAGAGGAUACAGAAAGAACUGGCAGAAAUUACGCUAGAUCCACCUCCCAAUUGCAGUGCAGGACCAAAAGGUGAUAACUUGUAUGAAUGGGUUUCUACCAUAUUGGGUCCUCCAGGUUCGGUUUAUGAGGGUGGUGUAUUCUUUCUUGAUAUACAUUUCUCACCAGAAUAUCCUUUUAAACCUCCUAAGGUUACAUUCCGAACACGCAUCUACCAUUGCAAUAUAAAUAGUCAAGGAGUUAUUUGCUUGGACAUCUUAAAGGAUAAUUGGUCUCCUGCAUUGACAAUUUCAAAAGUCUUACUGUCAAUAUGUUCCCUUUUAACAGACUGCAAUCCAGCUGAUCCACUGGUAGGUAGUAUAGCCACGCAAUACCUACAAAAUAGAGAAGAACACGAUCGCAUAGCGCGGCUUUGGACCAAGCGCUAUGCUACAUGAGCGUAUUCUUUAUUCAUAUUAAACUCCUAUUAGUCUCAUGCCAACUUAUGAUCAUUGCUGCUCUCAUACAACUUGUCUCAUAUGUAGCCUGUACACAUCCUUAUGAUCAUGUUGGUCAAAAAACACAAGUGAGCAAAGACCGUUUGAGAUCAGCUCAAACAUGAUUGUGAUGUGCUUUUAUGUAGAGUAUGUAAUGUGCCUAAGGACGGAUGAAUGUGCGUGCAAGUGUUUAAACAGUGUGCUAGGGCAUAACGAGACAGGAGUUUUUCACUUAAAAGUUACAAUGAGAUAGUAUUUAAAUGGAUUGUAUUGUUUACAAAAACAAUACCACGCACAAUGCUGCUAAUGUUUCUAGAAUAGGAGAUAACAUGAACAAUAUUGAUAAUCUAAACUGUAAGUAAUUAAUAGAUAUAUAGGCAAUAAGACGUAAACGUAGAGGCCCAUUUUUCCAUAAUUGAACUCCCAUAUUUUUAUAUUGAAUUGUCUUAAAUUUAAAUUAUUAUGUUCAUACAUGUGACGCCUGACUCAAAAUAUAGGCUAAUAGCAUGUAACUAUAAUUUAGCUAUGCUGCAAAAGUAUCGCAUACAAUUUUGUGUUCAUAAUACAGUAAUUGUAAUGUUCUGCAUGAAGCAGACGUUAAGAUUAUACUUGCGUAUCAGAUAAUUCAGUUGUCUGGGCCCACCCGCAAAAAUAUAUUGUAAUUGUAAAUAAAUAUUAUUUACUGUAUACUUAUACACUGGUACAUUCAAGAAAUCUUAUAAUUCUGACCUGGAUUUAUAUUCUGUCUAUACCGUAUACGUGUAUGUAUAAAUUGAUGUUUUAAUGAUUGCACUGAUAAUUCUGGUUCACUAAUUCUGAUUAGCAAUUUCUUAUCCUUUUCUAUACUGGAUGAUCCGAAAUUCACGAAUUUGGAGUAUAGGACACGAUACUUUAUGCUAAAACAACCUUUUCUUUUACUAAAAUUGCGUCCGAUAAAU
Trachymyrmex cornetzi is the source of this 1751-nucleotide messenger RNA. It is a transcript of the gene Ubc2, whose product is annotated as ubiquitin conjugating enzyme 2. NCBI's taxonomy places the organism in Eukaryota, Metazoa, Arthropoda, Insecta, Hymenoptera, Formicidae. The record is from RefSeq and is a predicted model, not a curated record. The transcript is spliced from 6 exons. Bases 214 to 774 code for a protein of 186 amino acids.